AUAACGUCGGAUGAUUGCUGAUACGAAAACAUUGAUCGAGGGGGGAGCGAGAUGGUGGACGUCGACCCGCGGGGUCGUCUCUUUCUCAUCUUCUUCUGUUUAUCAUUCUUGCUGUUGAGAAGAACGACAGUGAUUCGCUGAUCGAAGUGGUAUUGUGAUCGGAUCGAUGAGGCGAGCGGACCGAACGGUGAGCAUGACCCUGCGAGGAUCCAGAAGGGACUCGGAUGCCGUGCUGCUCAACUUUGGUCACAAGGAACAUCUCUUCAAGUUCCUCGUAAUCGGCGAUUACGGUGUCGGCAAAACUGCGCUGGUCAGAAGAUACACGGAAGGGAAGUUCUCCUCAAAUUACAAGAUUACCAUAGGCGCCGAUUUUGCGAUAAAAACGCUCGAUUGGGAUCCGCACACUAAAAUAAACUUGCAGCUAUGGGACAUCGCCGGUCACGAGAGAUUCGGAUACAUGACAAGAGUUUAUUAUAAAUAUGCAGUGGCUGCAGCUCUCGUGUUUGACAUCUCACGCGCGGCGACCUUUCAGUCGAUGAAGAAAUGGCUGAACGACCUAAGGGAGAAAGUUACGCUACCGGACGGUUCGAGCAUACCGGUGGUACUUUUGGCGAACAAAUGUGACAUAUCAGUCGCCGUAACUGAUGAGCAGAUUUCCAAGUUCUGCAGGGAAAAUAAGAUACACGCUUGGUACGCGACUUCCGCAAAGAACAACACCAACGUCGAUGCAGCUAUACGUUAUUUGGUAGAGAAGGUGUUGAGUGCAAAAAUUGAUAACGAUAUACACGAUUCGAUCCGAUUACAGCACAAGAGCCUAUCGAGUCGCGAAAAAUCUAUUUGCUGUAAAUAGAACGACGUAACUAAGUGUCGAUGACCAUCUUAAAAUUGUCGAGAAUACACAUCAAUGGGAUCAAGCGAGAUAUCAUCCAACACGAUGCUUGCAAAAUGAUCGUAUACAAUGAAACUGGAUGCGAAAAUAUCUUAUUGAAAUAUUUAUGUUAUUGUUAUUUUAAUAUAUUUGUCUUAUACGAUAAUUGUCGUUAUCAUUAUUGGUUUCACGCCAAUAACAGUGUUUAGUGAAAAGUUUUCUUUAUAAAUUUAUAUGUCACGUAAUAAAUCACGCGUAAAAAGACAA
Messenger RNA from Pogonomyrmex barbatus (red harvester ant), 1135 nucleotides. Its product is annotated as ras-related protein Rab-32-like. Gene Ontology annotation, cellular component: lysosome; trans-Golgi network; late endosome. Gene Ontology annotation, biological process: endosome to lysosome transport; phagosome-lysosome fusion. Lineage: Eukaryota; Metazoa; Arthropoda; Insecta; Hymenoptera; Formicidae. The record is from RefSeq and is a predicted model, not a curated record. Gene Ontology annotation, molecular function: GTP binding; GTPase activity.